Linum tenue is the source of this 2715-nucleotide messenger RNA. The record is from the annotation of a GenBank genome assembly. NCBI's taxonomy places the organism in Eukaryota, Viridiplantae, Streptophyta, Magnoliopsida, Malpighiales, Linaceae.
UUCUUCAUGACCAUUCCUUUCUUGUAGUCCUCCGUACUCUCUCCUUUGCUAUAGUCUCCGUCCGGUCAAUUAUAUCGUCUCUCUCCCCUUUUCAGUUUCGUUGGGGAAGAGACGUAUAUCUCUGCCUUCUUCGGUUGUUGGUGUCAGAUUCUUUGCUCCCUCAUUUCUCUCCCGAUCCCCUGUUUCCUUCCUCAUCCCAUCUCUGUUUCCUUACAUUUUCCCCUGCCGGACUUUCUCCUUUUUCUUUCUAGCGCGGAUCGGGAAACCAUUGCAUUAGCGCAUUUCUUGAACCAACAACACCCGCCUCAGCCAGCAUCGGAUUGAAUUUUGAUUGACAGCGGUUGAAUUUGUUUUUUCUCCCUUGGGGGUUUUCUUUUCUUCCUCCCUUUUGCCCUUGGCGUUCGUCGGAGAUCCCGAUAACCAAUCAAUGGGGAGGAGCAGCAGAUCGUCGGCUUCUUCGUCGUUGUCUUCCUCGAAAUGGAGGUACUGCAACCCUGCUUAUUACCUGAAGCGCCCCAAGCGAUUGGCUCUUCUCUUCUUCGUGUUUGUUUGCGCCAGUUUUCUGGUUUGGGAUCGCCAGACUCUCGUCCGGGAACACGAGGUGGAAGUUGAUAAGUUAAGUGAAGAAGUGAACCAAUUAAAAUUGAUGCUGGAAGAGUUAAAGAGUACUCAUGGGGAUGAAGACAGUUCCGUGAGUGGGAAAUCCAAACUCACCUCGAAGGUUCUUCCUGAUGACCCUGUUGAUAUUCAUAGAAGAGAGAAAGUGAAAGACGCCAUGAUUCAUGCUUGGAGUUCGUAUGAAAAAUAUGCAUGGGGUCAUGAUGAACUUCAGCCGCAGACGAAGGAUGGUGUCGACAGCUUUGGUGGCCUUGGAGCAACACUAAUAGAUUCUCUUGAUACAUUAUAUAUAAUGGGUCUGGAUGAGCAGUUCCAAAGAGCUAGAGAGUGGGUUGCAACCUCGUUGGAUUUCAAUAAGGAUUACGAUGCUAGUGUAUUUGAGACAACCAUAAGGUUGCAUUAUCAGGUUUAUUGUGUAGUUACUUUUAUUUCGACAGCUAGUGUGCUAGUCGUAGGUGGCCUACUGAGUGCUUAUGACCUUUCUGGGGACAAAGUUUUCCUUGAUAAGGCUAAGGACAUUGCUGAUAGAUUGCUGCCUGCAUGGGAUACACCUACUGGCAUACCUUACAACAUUAUCAACUUGGAAAAUGGAAAUCCCCAUAACCCUGGUUGGACUGGUGGAUCCAGUAUUCUUGCAGAUUCUGGUACAGAGCAGCUUGAGUUUUUUGCUCUCUCUCAAAGGACAGGAGACCAGAAGUAUCAUCAAAAGGCUGAAAGGGUUAUCCUGGAGCUGAAUAAAACUUUUCCUGCUGAUGGCCUUCUUCCAAUCUAUAUAAGUCCUGAUUCGGGAACUGGUUCAAGCUCCACAAUAACUUUUGGUGCAAUGGGUGAUAGCUUUUAUGAAUACCUGCUUAAAGUGUGGAUUCAAGGAAAUAAAACUGGAGCUGUGAAACUUUACAGAGAUAUGUGGGAGAAAUCAAUGAAGGGUCUAGUUAGCUUAGUUAGGCGAAGUACACCUUCAUCUUUUACAUACAUUUGUGAGAAAAGUGGUGACUGGUUGACAGACAAGAUGGAUGAAUUAGCUUGCUUUGCUCCAGGAAUGCUGGCUUUGGGAUCAGCUGGUUAUGAACCUGCUGAAUCUGAGAGAAUUCUCUCGCUUGCGGAAGAGCUUGCUUGGACAUGUUACAAUUUCUAUCAAUCAACACCAACAAAAUUGGCUGGAGAAAACUACUUCUUCCGAUCUGGAGAGGAUAUGAGCGUUGGCACAUCAUGGAACAUACUGAGGCCGGAAACUGUGGAAUCACUCUUUUACCUCUGGCGUUUAACGGGCAACAAGACAUAUCAGGAGUGGGGUUGGAACAUAUUCCAAGCGUUUGAAAAGAACUCACGCGUUGAGGGUGGUUAUGUUGGACUGAAGGAUGUGAAUACCGGCAUCAAAGACAACAUGAUGCAAAGCUUCUUCCUUGCCGAGACACUCAAGUACCUGUACCUUCUUUUCUCACCUACUUCCGUCAUCUCACUAGACGAAUGGGUCUUCAACACCGAAGCUCACCCGUUGAGAAUUGUGAAGCAUCAAGAUGGACAGAUGAAUGCACAGACAGACGACAAAAUAACCAGGUCGAGGGGCAGGAAAGAAGGGCAAUGGUGAUCAGCAGUCGACGGGUAAACAUUUCUUUCCCCAACCGGCUGCUCUGUCUACAGUUUGAUUGAACCCAUUAGAUUCUUUUCCACGGCAGCAGUUGCGCUGGAUGAUGAGCUGGAUGUGGUCAGUGAACUAAUUACUUAUUACACAGUAGGGUUCAGAAAUUGAAAUGGGCGACAUGGUUGUGGGAUUGCAGGGCAAGCUAGCUCACAUUUGGGGAACUUCCAGAGGAUGGGAAGUUUUCCUCUAUUUCUAGGCCGUUUAGGUUUAGAGCUGUUGUAUACUUGAUGGCUAAAAAAGGGUCGAUUGGAAGCUAUGGACUUACCAUGUAAAAUACCAUAUAGGAAAGUAGUUUUUAGCUCCUGAGUUUUCUCCUUUUGCUAAAAAUCUUCGCCUGGAAGAUGAGACUAUUAAUAUAUUUUUGACAAUUGAUCAUAGAGCGGAAAAUGGAAUUUGUUUUUUGCCAACAUGCAUUAUGAUUUAUUUAUGCACAAAUGAAAACUUCAGUAUGAGUU